Messenger RNA from Lachnellula hyalina, 873 nucleotides. RefSeq names its product tRNA(His) guanylyltransferase (gene rgt-1). The transcript is spliced from 8 exons. Gene Ontology annotation, biological process: tRNA modification. NCBI's taxonomy places the organism in Eukaryota, Fungi, Ascomycota, Leotiomycetes, Helotiales, Lachnaceae. Bases 1 to 873 code for a protein of 290 amino acids. The record is from RefSeq and is a predicted model, not a curated record. Gene Ontology annotation, molecular function: magnesium ion binding; tRNA guanylyltransferase activity.
AUGGCAAACUCCAAAUAUGAAUACGUGAAAGCUUUCGAGCAACCGGACCUUCUUCUGCCCAACACAUGGAUUGUGGUGCGCAUUGAUGGGCGAGGCUUCCAUAAGUUUUCAUCCAAAUAUGCAUUCGAGAAACCCAACGACCGCAGAGCACUCGAUCUCAUGAAUGCAGCUGCCAAGGCUGUGAUGAGCGAGUUGCCGGAUAUUGUCAUUGCGUAUGGAAUUAGCGACGAGUACAGUUUUGUAUUUCAUAAAUCCUGCAUGCUGUUUGAGAGACGGGAAAGCAAACUUGUCACAACAAUCGUAUCGACCUUCACGGCUCAUUUCGUUCUCCUAUGGAAUUUGUACUUCCCCGAACUACCCCUCUCGCCUCCCCUGCCGAGUUUUGACGGCAGGGCUGUGCUGUAUCCCAGUGUGCAGAAUUUGAGAGAUUACAUGAGCUGGAGACAGGUUGAUUGUCAUAUCAACAAUCUUUACAAUACUACGUUUUGGGCGUUGAUUCAGAUGGGUGGACUAGAUGCUAAGGAGGCCGAAAAAGAACUCGCGGGCUCUGCGGCUGCUGAUAAGCAUGAGACUCUAUUCUCGAGGUUCAAGAUCAAUUACAACAAUGAACCGGACAUGUACAAGAAAGGAAGUGUGGUGUUUCGAGAUUAUGAGCUAGUUGAACCAGGCUCAGUAUCUGAAGUAGUAGACGAGGACUUUGCGAAGACAAUCGAGCAGCUGGAAUUGUCAAAAUCGCAGGAGGAAAAGGAUAGGAAGAGAAGAGCUAAGGCGAUCAUCACGAUACAGCAUGUGGACAUCAUCAAGGAUGAGUUUUGGGAAAGGAGACCAUGGCUUUUGUCGAAUAAACCCGGAAAGAUACCCAAGGAACCAUGA